Pseudophryne corroboree (corroboree frog) is the source of this 4575-nucleotide messenger RNA. It is a transcript of the gene ETV1, whose product is annotated as ETS variant transcription factor 1. Gene Ontology annotation, molecular function: DNA-binding transcription factor activity, RNA polymerase II-specific; sequence-specific DNA binding. The transcript has 13 exons. NCBI's taxonomy places the organism in Eukaryota, Metazoa, Chordata, Amphibia, Anura, Myobatrachidae. The record is from RefSeq and is a predicted model, not a curated record. Bases 526 to 1959 code for a protein of 477 amino acids. Gene Ontology annotation, cellular component: nucleus. Gene Ontology annotation, biological process: cell differentiation; regulation of transcription by RNA polymerase II.
ACUGUAGCAUGUCUGUCUUUGCAUGCUUGUUUGGGGAAGUUCAUAUUUGCUGGAGUGAAAACAAAACGUUUCCGAAUUUUCACUGUGAGGGUGAGGAAAGGUCAGAGUGACAGACCCCCCCCCCCCUCCUCUCCCCCCUGAGGGGGGUGGGAGAAGAAGGAAGGGGGGUUAGGGAGCCAUUGUGUUUCCCUUAUCAGAGGAAGAGAGAGAGAAGCCUGAUUGACAGCCAGAAAUCUGAUCCUGUGAAAGAGAGCAAAUGGGAGGGGGGAGAUGUAUGGGUUUGGAUAGGAGGCCCCUGGAGGAGAAGAUGAGGAAAAGCCACACAAUUCAGGCUCUGUCAGUGGAGCUUCCAGCUUGCACAGGGGGAAGUGCUGGGAAAUAAUUCAUGUGUUUUAUUAAAUUUGCACAGGGAGCUCGGUGCAGCCGGUCGCCAUCAGGUUGCUUGCAGCUCAGUUCCUGAGGAAAUCAGCAGAUCCAUGCUCGCAGCACCCAGUUCUGACUUAAGAUUUGCCUAAAAGCUUCAGGAUGGAUGGAUUUUAUGACCAGCAAGUGCCUUACAUGGCGAAUAAUAAUCAAAGUGGGAGAAUCUGCCACGAGAGAACAACAAACGUCAGGAAAAGAAAGUUUUUAAAUAGAGACCUGGCUCAUGACUCAGAAGAGCUCUUCCAAGAUCUGAGCCAGCUCCAAGAAACGUGGCUUGCAGAAGCUCAAGUGCCGGAUAAUGAUGAACAGUUUGUUCCAGACUACCAGGCUGAAAACUUGGCCUUUCAUGGUGUCCCUUUGAAAAUUAAGAAAGAACCCCACAGUCCCUGCUCUGAAUUGAACACUGCUUGCAGUCAGGAACAUCCGUUUAAGUUCAGCUAUGGAGAAAAGUGCCUGUACAAUGUCAGUGCCUAUGAUCAGAAGCCGCAAGUUGGAAUGAGGCCCUCCAACCCCCCAACACCCUCAAGCACUCCAGUGUCUCCAUUACACCAUGCAUCACCCAGUACAGCACAGAAUCCAAAACCAGAGCGACUUUUUCCCACUCACCUUCCACCGUCCCAGCCGAUUCCAGACAGCAGUUACUCAAUGGACCACAGGUUUCGCCGGCAGCUCUCCGAACCCUGCAAUUCGUUCCCACCGCUCCCCACACUGCCAAGGGAAGGACGGCCUGUCUACCAGCGACAAAUGUCCGAACCCAGCAUCCAGUUCCCUCCUCAAGGAUUUAAGCAAGAAUACCACGAUCCAGUUUAUGAACAUGGCGCUAUGGUUGGGAAUGCACCAAACCAGAACUUCCCUCCACCGCUUAUGAUUAAGCAGGAGCCAAGAGACUUUGCUUACGACUCUGAAGUGCCUAGCUGCCAUUCCAUUUACAUGAGGCAAGAAGCUUUCCUGGCCCAUCCCAAUGGCGCAGAAGGUUGUAUGUUUGAGAAAGGUCCCCGGCAGUUCUUUGACGACACUUGUGUGGUCCCAGAGAAAUUUGAAGGUGACAUUAAACAAGAGCCGGGGUUGUAUCGCGAAGGGCCGACCUAUCAGAGGAGAGGGUCACUUCAGCUAUGGCAGUUCCUGGUCGCACUCCUUGACGACCCGGCAAAUUCCCACUUUAUUGCUUGGACAGGACGAGGCAUGGAGUUUAAACUCAUUGAACCAGAGGAGGUGGCACGGCGAUGGGGUAUUCAGAAGAACCGCCCAGCUAUGAACUAUGAUAAACUCAGUCGCUCUCUGCGUUACUAUUAUGAGAAGGGAAUUAUGCAGAAGGUCGCCGGCGAGAGAUACGUGUACAAAUUUGUAUGCGACCCAGAAGCACUAUUCUCCAUGGCAUUUCCGGACAAUCAGCGGCCGUUAUUGAAAACAGACAUGGAGCGGCACAUUAAUGAAGAGGACACAGUACCGUUGUCCCAUUUUGACGAAAAUAUUCCAUACAUGUCUGAUGGCGGCUACUGCAAUAGUCAUCCAUACAAUGAAGGAUACGUUUACUAAACGAUAAAGACAUGAAACUCUGAGGAUCGUUACACUUUUCUUCGCAAGAUCCAAGAAAAGCAAAAUAUACUUUUUUUUAUAUAUAUACAUAUAAAUAUAUAUAUAUUUAGUAGUUCAUAAAUGGGCUUUUCCUGUUGCAUAUCUCCUAUGGUCUGCCAUGGACAGAGCACUUUAUUUGUGGGACAGGGGAUGAAAUGUAGUGUAAACAAUGUAUGUAACAGGACAAUGAAAAGAUUGAUAUAAUAUUCCUUUUAUGCUUGGGAAGGGAAUUUAAAGCUUACGGUACACCGUUACUAAGUCAUGCCUAUUUCUUAUAUCCCCCACCUCAUCCGUUUAAGAUCUCAUGAUAUAUUGUACAUUCAUUUUUCUACAAACGCAGGGUACAGUUAAUUUUUAUUGUAUAAAUAGCGAUUUGUUUAAUUUUAGGCAUUGUCAAUGGUUUUUUGUUUUCUUUUUUCUCUCUGUUUGAGAUAUUUUCUAAGAACCCAGAAAAUGAUUUCAGAUUUAUUUGUAGAUUAUAUUUAUUUGCCUUUAUAUUUUGCUUUGACCUAAGUUGCUGUAUGGAUUAGUUGCAAAAAACAUUCUGGCAGCCGGGCAACAAGCCUUCAUGUACCACUCAAUCUUCAAUGCCAGUUGCAGUACGUGGAUGAGCUUCUGUAGACACACGCUAUUCAUCACGAAGGAAAUAACUGCACACUUGAGUCAAGGUCUUGUGUGCAUAAUGGACGGGGUGAAGAGCAGAAUCCAAGAUCUGUAUCUAAGGCCUGUCCAAGAUCUGUAUAACAAUUUCAGUCACCUCCUGUCCCAAAUCCCCAAACGCAAGUAAGGGGUACACUGUCAAACUAUAGUGUAGCGGCUCAGUCCAGAUGGUUAAGCAGAACCUUCUAGAAACUCUGUUGGUAAGUGACCCACCCAAAAUAGAAGGUUGCCCAAAAGAGAAUGAGCCUUUAUACACUAGCCAUUUUUACCUAGCAUGGAAAAAGCCUUCAGUGAAUUAGUCCAAUACAACAUCAAACAUCUUACUAUUUCUAGUGUGAUGAUAAAGAAGACCUCAGUCCAAACCCUAAUUUAGGUAGAUCCCCAAUGCUGCAUUUUAAGAUCAUCUGCAGGUAGCACUUGCCUAUGAAACAUUUACGAACCUCUCGAUCCACCAAGCCUUCAUCCAUCAGUGGCUCAUCCUCGUAUCCUUUGUAGUUUUGUUUCAAUAAAGCAUGUUGCGGCAUCUCUCGGAUAUGAAUUGCUCAGUGCAUGCUAAUGAGAGGUGGUUUGCGGGAGGGGGGGUCCUGUGACUUGUUUUUAAUCAAGUGACCAUAGGCGGUGUACCAUAGACCUCUGCCAGACUGGUGGAAGGAUCAGUGUGUCUAGCACAUCGGGAGAACAAGGCGUUCCAGAUUUCAUCAGAAAAUGACGAACUCCAUGCAAAACUGAUUUUCAAGAUUUGCAUGGAUUUAAAAUAACAUUUAAAUAUACAUUUUUGAAUGUUACAAUAUACAUUUUUAUCUUGUUUUUGAGGCUACAAAAAAAAAAAAAAGAUGUACAAUGCACAGCUUUGAAUGAAGAUGUCCUUGUAAGGAUUAAUGGUGAUAGAUUUAAAAAUAAGUAAAUACAGUAUGAAUAAGUUAUCUAAUCAAUAGGAAUUAACUGUACUUGGUCGUAUGAUGUUAUGCUGUUUGGCUACAGCACGCACUCUUUGGGAAAAAACAAAAAAAUCCAAUACACUCAAUAGAUACUUAAGUCAUUUUAGACACGUUACCCAUUAAUAUGCAUUUAUGCCUUUUACCGCUGUGUUAUGUUCAUAACAUGUAUAAAUGCUAGGGAAAAAAAUGCUUCUGCUGCUGUAUAUUUUCCGUACUACUCUCUUGGAUGCUAGAUUUAUUAUAAGGUCAUUAUACACACUGUUGUAACUACAGGUAGCGUUUCAGGACAAAGUAGAUGAGUCAAAUCAUUUAUUGCUUUGGACAUAGCUUAGCCGCACUGCAAUCCACUGCAACGCAUCAACAAACGACUGGUGAGCGUCUGCUUGCUGUGGGAGGCUCAGUGGGAUCUUUUAUAACACGAAAUACAAAGUUGUCUAUUAACGAACUGUUGGGACACAAGUUGGAAGCUGAAAUAUAUCAACUGGUUCUGCUGCCACCUGCUUUGGAUGCUUCAUGUAAAUGACAAGCAAAUAUGAUCGGGAGAUUUUUUUUAAUUUUUAAGGUUACAUUUUAUGACGUUUUUGUUUGAUUUUUCAGAAAUGACCUGUACAGAAAGACUAUGUAUUGAAAAUGUAUGGGAACGAUAUGGGUUUUGGGUGUUUUUUUGUUUGGUAUUAUUUUUUUUAUUAUUAUUUUUUUUUGUCGUUUCGUUUUCUUUUUUUCCCCAGACAAGAUUGAAGUUCACUUAUAAAUGGAGCUACUGAGACACUCCUAAUUUUUUUUUUCUUUGAGUCAGAAAUCUCUCCAUUGGCACUGAGGAAAGGAAAGGAAAGCUACAAAUCGCUCAAAAAGGCGAAUUCUGAUGAUUGUAUUUGCGCUGAUGGGAUUUUUAACCUGCCGAUUGACCAAACUUUAUGCAGGAUUUGUUCAAAAUUUACUAAACACUUUGUCAUUCAAUUAAAAAACAAAUUGUAUACAA